Messenger RNA from Geodia barretti, 792 nucleotides. The record is from the annotation of a GenBank genome assembly. Lineage: Eukaryota; Metazoa; Porifera; Demospongiae; Tetractinellida; Geodiidae.
AUGUUAGCCUUCGUUUCGGAGAACGCAAGCAUGAACAACGUCCCAAGACUGGAAGUCCUCGGAAUUACCGGCAUCCCGGAAAUAAUCGGCGGUGAGUCGCUGGGAACUUUGAUGGCAGACGCCGCGCGGGAUCAAGGCACUCCCUUGCAGACUGGCGAUGUCCUCGUCGUAACGCAGAAGAUAGUGUCCAAGGCAGAGCACAGACUUUUCGAUCUCAACAAAAUCCAGCCCUCUCCGCUCGCCCUGAACUUCGCAAAAGAGACGCACAAGGACCCUCGCCUCGUCGAGCUUGUGCUGCGCGAAAGCCGAGCCGUCGUGCGCAUGGACUCCGAACGCGGCAUCAUCAUCAGCGAGACACGGCAUGGCUUCGUCUGCGCCAACGCAGGCAUAGAUAACUCGAACGUCCCCGGCGACGACAUCGUCUGCCUGCUCCCUGAAGACUCCGAUCGUUCAGCGCGCGAAAUCCGAGACGAAAUCAGACGCCAUACUGGCGGCACGGAUGUGGCGAUUAUAAUCUCCGAUACAUUCGGACGCGCCUGGCGGGACGGCCACGCCAACAUCGCCAUCGGCGUCGCGGGCAUGAACCCCGUAAAGGACUAUCGAGGCACCCUCGAUGUCAAUGGAAUGGUCCUGAAGCAGCUUGGCGAACCACCCCAUAUCCUCAACAUCCUGUGUCUUGGCCGCGGCAAGCGCAAUCACCCGGCAAUAAUCGAUCAGAUAGAUGUAGUCCUGCCGCAUAUAGAAUCUGAACUUUUCCAGAUCAAGAGAACCGUCGCCAAUUCCAGUAACUAG